Molecule: messenger RNA, 11566 nt
Organism: Polyodon spathula (Mississippi paddlefish)
Lineage: Eukaryota; Metazoa; Chordata; Actinopteri; Acipenseriformes; Polyodontidae
Product: IgGFc-binding protein-like
Exons: 41
Cellular component (GO): membrane; extracellular matrix
Molecular function (GO): protein binding
Source: RefSeq, a predicted model, not a curated record
UGUGGUUCAGGAUUUCAAUGAGUUUGGGCACAGCUGGAGGGUGUCUGAUGACAAGUGGCCAUGUGCUUCUGAUCCGCCUCCACCUCCACCACUGUGCCCCCCAGUCUUGGAACAAGAGGCUGAGCAGCACUGUGGGAUCCUCCUGGCUAAAGACGGACCAUUUCAAACUUGCCAUUCGUACAUCCCACCGGUGCAGUAUUUUGAGAGUUGUGUCUAUGACCAGUGUGCUACAACUGGAAGCUCUGAACAGCUCUGCAAUGCACUGGAAUCAUAUGCUGCAGCCUGUGAAAAUGCAGGAGUGAACCUUGGGGACUGGGAGAAAGACACUGUUUGCGAACGUCCCAUCGUCACAACACCAACUGCUGCAUCAACUCCAACAGCCCUGCCAGGAGGUUGUCCUAUGGACUGCAACUUUGACCGUGGCUUCUGUGAAUGGACCCAGUCUACAACGGACAGGUUUGACUGGACAAGAAUGCAAGGCUCAACACCUUCCCCAUACACAGGGCCGUCUUAUGACCACACCUCUGGAGGCGGCCACUACGUUUAUAUUGAAGGCAAUCUUGCUGACACAGGAGAUUUAGCUCAACUGGUCAGUCCUGAAUGCACGGCUACGGGGCCUCAUUGCUUCCGAUUCUGGUAUCACAUGUAUGGAGUUGCUCGCACCAUGGCCCUGAAUGUGUAUCUGGUGGAAAAUUCAACUCCAGUACUGAUGUGGACAGCAACAGGCAAUAAAGGAGACAGGUGGUAUUCAGCAGAGGUUGAACUGAACAUCUCAGGAAGAUUUAAGAUUAUCUUAGAAGGAGUGAGGGGCAAUGAUUAUCGAUCUGAUGUUGCUGUGGAUGAUGUGUCCAUUGAAUUCAGAUCUUGCUCAGGUACUACAACAGCCAAGCCCCCCCCCACACCCUCCCCAUCAACCACAACUACAACAGCAACAACCGUCACAACAAUAGGAUCCACGACUUCCGUGGAAACAGAGAGUGCCUGUGUUGUGUCGGGCGAUCCUCACUACCAGACCUUUGACAAGCAAAUGCAUCAUUUCAUGGGGAACUGUACCUACACAUUGUCCAAGAGGUGCAGUGCUCACAGCUCCUUGCCGUUCUUCAACGUUGAAGCUGCCAACGAAUACAGAAGAGGCAAUACGCGUGUAUCGUAUGUGAGCUAUGUGAACGUGGAGGUGGACAGCUACAGAAUCACACUGCAGAAGAACAGAGUAGUUAAGGUCAAUGGACAAAUGGAGAACGUGCCGGUGACAGUGACAUCAGGUUUACAUGUUGGACUAAGUGGCCGCUAUGUCAUGGUUUCCACUGGUUUUGGACUGCGAGUUAAAUUUGAUGGAGACCACAGAGUGGAGGUCACCCUGCCCAGUUCUUUCCGAGAGAAGGUUUGUGGAAUGUGCGGAAAUUACAAUGGAGAUCAAGCAGAUGAUUUCCUGAAUCCUGAUGGAGAAAUGGAACCAGACUCUACCAGCCUAGGCAACAGCUGGCAGGUUCACAAUGAGUCCAAUUGCUCAAGCGGUCCCGUAGUCUUACCAGAGUGCAGCGUGGAAGAGAAAGAAAUUAUUGAAAGCAAGAAUUACUGUGGUUUGAUCAUCGAUGAUCACGGGCCGUUCAAGAAAUGCCACUCGAAAGUAGCUCCAAGAGAUUACUUUGUGAAUUGUGUCUAUGACCUUUGUGAGCUCAACAUGGAUGUUGAUGCCCUGUGUAAGAGCCUGCAGUCCUAUGCAGAUAUGUGUCAAGCACAGGGGGUCGAUAUACCACCUUGGCGGAACUCAACAUUUUGUUCCAUACCGUGUGGACCAAACAGCCACUAUGAGCCGUGCAGCACUGCAUGCCCUGCCUCCUGUGUUAAUCCAAACGCUCCCUCCACUUGUAAUCUGCCUUGUGUUGAAGGCUGCGUCUGUGACAGUGGAUAUCUUCUGCACAACGACAGAUGUGUGUCCAGUAUGCAGUGUGGAUGCUGGCUUGAUGGAAAGCAUUACCCUGUUGGAUCUGAGUUCUGGACCGAUGACACUUGUUCAACGAAAUGCACGUGCCCUUCCCGAGGUGGGAAGUUAACGUGUUCCGCAACCUCAUGUCCAAAGGAUUAUUACUGCGGGAUUUCCAAUGGAGUGCCUGGCUGCUACCCGCAUACCUAUGGCAUCUGCAGGGUUCAUAAUGACCCUCACUACAACACAUUCGAUAAAGCUACCCAUCACUUCAUGGGCACUUGCACCUAUACAUUAGCCAAGCUCUGCACUAAUUCAUCCUCGCUCCCAUACUUCAACGUCGAAGCCAAGAAUGAAAAUCGGGGCCAUCCUUCCAUUUCCUAUGUGCAGCAAGUUCACAUAGAUGUUUACAAUCACAGAAUAUCCAUAGUGAGAGGGAACAUUAGUAGAGUCUUGGUCGGUGGUGUUUGGAGGACUCUUCCUGUCACGCUACUUGCAGGGGCGAUAACUGUGGGCAGGAGUGGGAGAUAUGUAGUUUUGGGGACCGAUUUCAAGCUCACAGUUUCUUAUGAUACUGAUCACACUGUAGAAGUGAAAGUGCCCAGCUCUUAUUUCAAUGGGACUUGUGGCAUGUGUGGCAAUUACAACAGUCUAAGAGGAGACGAGUACAUGAAACCUGAUGGGUCACAAGGAAAGGAUAGUAAUGAGCUUGGAAACAGUUGGCAGGUUGAAGAUGGUGAUUCCAGCUGUAUGCCCAAUCCUCCCCCAGACUUCUGUCUGCCAGAAGCAGAGGAACUCUAUGGAAGUGACAGUUUCUGUGGUCUGAUCACUAAAAAGGAUGGACCUUUUGCCAACUGUCUCUCUGUUGUUAAUCCGGAGAGCUUCUUUGAGAGCUGUGUUUUUGAUAUGUGUGCAUUAUCUGGAGCCCAUCAUUUGCUGUGUGAUGCUUUACAAGCAUAUGCAGAUGCCUGCCAGAGUGCUGGGGUGAACAUUCCACCAUGGAGAAAUACCACCUUCUGUCAAAUUCCAUGCCCAGCGAACAGCCAUUACAACGUCUGCUCAAGCGCCUGUCCUGCAACCUGCACAGAUCAGGGUGCGCCAGAGAACUGCAGCAGACCCUGCGUGGAGGGAUGCGAGUGCAACAGAGGGUUUGUACUCAGUGGAGGGAAAUGUGUUUCUCUUGACGCCUGUGGCUGCUGGCAUAAUGGCCAGUACUACGAGAAAGAUGAAGUUCUCAUGGAAGAAAACUGUGAAAGAAGGUGUCAAUGCCUGGGAAAUGCAUGGGUUUGCACUCCAAUGUCCUGUGGUCCUCAAGAAAUCUGCAAAGUUCAAAAUGGGCAUUUGGGAUGUUAUCCAGAAAGCACUGCUACUUGCCACAUCUACGGCGACCCACACUAUAAAACCUUUGAUGGGAAACUUUACCAUUUCCAAGGCGCUUGUAACUAUACAGUGACGGAGACCUGUGGAAAUACAUCCGUCAGCUUCACAGUUACGACUCGAAACGAGCACAGGGGUAAUCCAACGUGGACGGCCAUCAACUCUGUUGCUCUUCAACUUGAAGAUGUGCAUAUAGCCGUGAGAAAGAACAAUCUGGUUUAUGUGGAUGAGGUCCUGAAGACCACUCUUCCUUGGAGUCCCAGACCAGGGAUAAGUGUGUCUCAGAGUGGCUCUUAUGUGGUGAUUGACACCCACUUUGGCCUGCAGCUGAAGUUCAAUGGAGACCAUGAGCUUCUAGUCCACGUGAGGGAGAGGUACCAAGGGAAGCUGUGUGGACUGUGUGGCACUUACAGCAACAGCCAGAAAGAUGACUUUAUGAGACCAGAUAAAGUUGUGGUUCAGGAUUUCAAUGAGUUUGGGCACAGCUGGAGGGUGUCUGAUGACAAGUGGCCAUGUGCUUCUGAUCCGCCUCCACCUCCACCACUGUGCCCCCCAGUCUUGGAACAAGAGGCUGAGCAGCACUGUGGGAUCCUCCUGGCUAAAGACGGACCAUUUCAAACUUGCCAUUCGUACAUCCCACCGGUGCAGUAUUUUGAGAGUUGUGUCUAUGACCAGUGUGCUACAACUGGAAGCUCUGAACAGCUCUGCAAUGCACUGGAAUCAUAUGCUGCAGCCUGUGAAAAUGCAGGAGUGAACCUUGGGGACUGGGAGAAAGACACUGUUUGCGAACGUCCCAUCGUCACAACACCAACUGCUGCAUCAACUCCAACAGCCCUGCCAGGAGGUUGUCCUAUGGACUGCAACUUUGACCGUGGCUUCUGUGAAUGGACCCAGUCUACAACGGACAGGUUUGACUGGACAAGAAUGCAAGGCUCAACACCUUCCCCAUACACAGGGCCGUCUUAUGACCACACCUCUGGAGGCGGCCACUACGUUUAUAUUGAAGGCAAUCUUGCUGACACAGGAGAUUUAGCUCAACUGGUCAGUCCUGAAUGCACGGCUACGGGGCCUCAUUGCUUCCGAUUCUGGUAUCACAUGUAUGGAGUUGCUCGCACCAUGGCCCUGAAUGUGUAUCUGGUGGAAAAUUCAACUCCAGUACUGAUGUGGACAGCAACAGGCAAUAAAGGAGACAGGUGGUAUUCAGCAGAGGUUGAACUGAACAUCUCAGGAAGAUUUAAGAUUAUCUUAGAAGGAGUGAGGGGCAAUGAUUAUCGAUCUGAUGUUGCUGUGGAUGAUGUGUCCAUUGAAUUCAGAUCUUGCUCAGGUACUACAACAGCCAAGCCCCCCCCCACACCCUCCCCAUCAACCACAACUACAACAGCAACAACCGUCACAACAAUAGGAUCCACGACUUCCGUGGAAACAGAGAGUGCCUGUGUUGUGUCGGGCGAUCCUCACUACCAGACCUUUGACAAGCAAAUGCAUCAUUUCAUGGGGAACUGUACCUACACAUUGUCCAAGAGGUGCAGUGCUCACAGCUCCUUGCCGUUCUUCAACGUUGAAGCUGCCAACGAAUACAGAAGAGGCAAUACGCGUGUAUCGUAUGUGAGCUAUGUGAACGUGGAGGUGGACAGCUACAGAAUCACACUGCAGAAGAACAGAGUAGUUAAGGUCAAUGGACAAAUGGAGAACGUGCCGGUGACAGUGACAUCAGGUUUACAUGUUGGACUAAGUGGCCGCUAUGUCAUGGUUUCCACUGGUUUUGGACUGCGAGUUAAAUUUGAUGGAGACCACAGAGUGGAGGUCACCCUGCCCAGUUCUUUCCGAGAGAAGGUUUGUGGAAUGUGCGGAAAUUACAAUGGAGAUCAAGCAGAUGAUUUCCUGAAUCCUGAUGGAGAAAUGGAACCAGACUCUACCAGCCUAGGCAACAGCUGGCAGGUUCACAAUGAGUCCAAUUGCUCAAGCGGUCCCGUAGUCUUACCAGAGUGCAGCGUGGAAGAGAAAGAAAUUAUUGAAAGCAAGAAUUACUGUGGUUUGAUCAUCGAUGAUCACGGGCCGUUCAAGAAAUGCCACUCGAAAGUAGCUCCAAGAGAUUACUUUGUGAAUUGUGUCUAUGACCUUUGUGAGCUCAACAUGGAUGUUGAUGCCCUGUGUAAGAGCCUGCAGUCCUAUGCAGAUAUGUGUCAAGCACAGGGGGUCGAUAUACCACCUUGGCGGAACUCAACAUUUUGUUCCAUACCGUGUGGACCAAACAGCCACUAUGAGCCGUGCAGCACUGCAUGCCCUGCCUCCUGUGUUAAUCCAAACGCUCCCUCCACUUGUAAUCUGCCUUGUGUUGAAGGCUGCGUCUGUGACAGUGGAUAUCUUCUGCACAACGACAGAUGUGUGUCCAGUAUGCAGUGUGGAUGCUGGCUUGAUGGAAAGCAUUACCCUGUUGGAUCUGAGUUCUGGACCGAUGACACUUGUUCAACGAAAUGCACGUGCCCUUCCCGAGGUGGGAAGUUAACGUGUUCCGCAACCUCAUGUCCAAAGGAUUAUUACUGCGGGAUUUCCAAUGGAGUGCCUGGCUGCUACCCGCAUACCUAUGGCAUCUGCAGGGUUCAUAAUGACCCUCACUACAACACAUUCGAUAAAGCUACCCAUCACUUCAUGGGCACUUGCACCUAUACAUUAGCCAAGCUCUGCACUAAUUCAUCCUCGCUCCCAUACUUCAACGUCGAAGCCAAGAAUGAAAAUCGGGGCCAUCCUUCCAUUUCCUAUGUGCAGCAAGUUCACAUAGAUGUUUACAAUCACAGAAUAUCCAUAGUGAGAGGGAACAUUAGUAGAGUCUUGGUCGGUGGUGUUUGGAGGACUCUUCCUGUCACGCUACUUGCAGGGGCGAUAACUGUGGGCAGGAGUGGGAGAUAUGUAGUUUUGGGGACCGAUUUCAAGCUCACAGUUUCUUAUGAUACUGAUCACACUGUAGAAGUGAAAGUGCCCAGCUCUUAUUUCAAUGGGACUUGUGGCAUGUGUGGCAAUUACAACAGUCUAAGAGGAGACGAGUACAUGAAACCUGAUGGGUCACAAGGAAAGGAUAGUAAUGAGCUUGGAAACAGUUGGCAGGUUGAAGAUGGUGAUUCCAGCUGUAUGCCCAAUCCUCCCCCAGACUUCUGUCUGCCAGAAGCAGAGGAACUCUAUGGAAGUGACAGUUUCUGUGGUCUGAUCACUAAAAAGGAUGGACCUUUUGCCAACUGUCUCUCUGUUGUUAAUCCGGAGAGCUUCUUUGAGAGCUGUGUUUUUGAUAUGUGUGCAUUAUCUGGAGCCCAUCAUUUGCUGUGUGAUGCUUUACAAGCAUAUGCAGAUGCCUGCCAGAGUGCUGGGGUGAACAUUCCACCAUGGAGAAAUACCACCUUCUGUCAAAUUCCAUGCCCAGCGAACAGCCAUUACAACGUCUGCUCAAGCGCCUGUCCUGCAACCUGCACAGAUCAGGGUGCGCCAGAGAACUGCAGCAGACCCUGCGUGGAGGGAUGCGAGUGCAACAGAGGGUUUGUACUCAGUGGAGGGAAAUGUGUUUCUCUUGACGCCUGUGGCUGCUGGCAUAAUGGCCAGUACUACGAGAAAGAUGAAGUUCUCAUGGAAGAAAACUGUGAAAGAAGGUGUCAAUGCCUGGGAAAUGCAUGGGUUUGCACUCCAAUGUCCUGUGGUCCUCAAGAAAUCUGCAAAGUUCAAAAUGGGCAUUUGGGAUGUUAUCCAGAAAGCACUGCUACUUGCCACAUCUACGGCGACCCACACUAUAAAACCUUUGAUGGGAAACUUUACCAUUUCCAAGGCGCUUGUAACUAUACAGUGACGGAGACCUGUGGAAAUACAUCCGUCAGCUUCACAGUUACGACUCGAAACGAGCACAGGGGUAAUCCAACGUGGACGGCCAUCAACUCUGUUGCUCUUCAACUUGAAGAUGUGCAUAUAGCCGUGAGAAAGAACAAUCUGGUUUAUGUGGAUGAGGUCCUGAAGACCACUCUUCCUUGGAGUCCCAGACCAGGGAUAAGUGUGUCUCAGAGUGGCUCUUAUGUGGUGAUUGACACCCACUUUGGCCUGCAGCUGAAGUUCAAUGGAGACCAUGAGCUUCUAGUCCACGUGAGGGAGAGGUACCAAGGGAAGCUGUGUGGACUGUGUGGCACUUACAGCAACAGCCAGAAAGAUGACUUUAUGAGACCAGAUAAAGUUGUGGUUCAGGAUUUCAAUGAGUUUGGGCACAGCUGGAGGGUGUCUGAUGACAAGUGGCCAUGUGCUUCUGAUCCGCCUCCACCUCCACCACUGUGCCCCCCAGUCUUGGAACAAGAGGCUGAGCAGCACUGUGGGAUCCUCCUGGCUAAAGACGGACCAUUUCAAACUUGCCAUUCGUACAUCCCACCGGUGCAGUAUUUUGAGAGUUGUGUCUAUGACCAGUGUGCUACAACUGGAAGCUCUGAACAGCUCUGCAAUGCACUGGAAUCAUAUGCUGCAGCCUGUGAAAAUGCAGGAGUGAACCUUGGGGACUGGGAGAAAGACACUGUUUGCGAACGUCCCAUCGUCACAACACCAACUGCUGCAUCAACUCCAACAGCCCUGCCAGGAGGUUGUCCUAUGGACUGCAACUUUGACCGUGGCUUCUGUGAAUGGACCCAGUCUACAACGGACAGGUUUGACUGGACAAGAAUGCAAGGCUCAACACCUUCCCCAUACACAGGGCCGUCUUAUGACCACACCUCUGGAGGCGGCCACUACGUUUAUAUUGAAGGCAAUCUUGCUGACACAGGAGAUUUAGCUCAACUGGUCAGUCCUGAAUGCACGGCUACGGGGCCUCAUUGCUUCCGAUUCUGGUAUCACAUGUAUGGAGUUGCUCGCACCAUGGCCCUGAAUGUGUAUCUGGUGGAAAAUUCAACUCCAGUACUGAUGUGGACAGCAACAGGCAAUAAAGGAGACAGGUGGUAUUCAGCAGAGGUUGAACUGAACAUCUCAGGAAGAUUUAAGAUUAUCUUAGAAGGAGUGAGGGGCAAUGAUUAUCGAUCUGAUGUUGCUGUGGAUGAUGUGUCCAUUGAAUUCAGAUCUUGCUCAGGUACUACAACAGCCAAGCCCCCCCCCACACCCUCCCCAUCAACCACAACUACAACAGCAACAACCGUCACAACAAUAGGAUCCACGACUUCCGUGGAAACAGAGAGUGCCUGUGUUGUGUCGGGCGAUCCUCACUACCAGACCUUUGACAAGCAAAUGCAUCAUUUCAUGGGGAACUGUACCUACACAUUGUCCAAGAGGUGCAGUGCUCACAGCUCCUUGCCGUUCUUCAACGUUGAAGCUGCCAACGAAUACAGAAGAGGCAAUACGCGUGUAUCGUAUGUGAGCUAUGUGAACGUGGAGGUGGACAGCUACAGAAUCACACUGCAGAAGAACAGAGUAGUUAAGGUCAAUGGACAAAUGGAGAACGUGCCGGUGACAGUGACAUCAGGUUUACAUGUUGGACUAAGUGGCCGCUAUGUCAUGGUUUCCACUGGUUUUGGACUGCGAGUUAAAUUUGAUGGAGACCACAGAGUGGAGGUCACCCUGCCCAGUUCUUUCCGAGAGAAGGUUUGUGGAAUGUGCGGAAAUUACAAUGGAGAUCAAGCAGAUGAUUUCCUGAAUCCUGAUGGAGAAAUGGAACCAGACUCUACCAGCCUAGGCAACAGCUGGCAGGUUCACAAUGAGUCCAAUUGCUCAAGCGGUCCCGUAGUCUUACCAGAGUGCAGCGUGGAAGAGAAAGAAAUUAUUGAAAGCAAGAAUUACUGUGGUUUGAUCAUCGAUGAUCACGGGCCGUUCAAGAAAUGCCACUCGAAAGUAGCUCCAAGAGAUUACUUUGUGAAUUGUGUCUAUGACCUUUGUGAGCUCAACAUGGAUGUUGAUGCCCUGUGUAAGAGCCUGCAGUCCUAUGCAGAUAUGUGUCAAGCACAGGGGGUCGAUAUACCACCUUGGCGGAACUCAACAUUUUGUUCCAUACCGUGUGGACCAAACAGCCACUAUGAGCCGUGCAGCACUGCAUGCCCUGCCUCCUGUGUUAAUCCAAACGCUCCCUCCACUUGUAAUCUGCCUUGUGUUGAAGGCUGCGUCUGUGACAGUGGAUAUCUUCUGCACAACGACAGAUGUGUGUCCAGUAUGCAGUGUGGAUGCUGGCUUGAUGGAAAGCAUUACCCUGUUGGAUCUGAGUUCUGGACCGAUGACACUUGUUCAACGAAAUGCACGUGCCCUUCCCGAGGUGGGAAGUUAACGUGUUCCGCAACCUCAUGUCCAAAGGAUUAUUACUGCGGGAUUUCCAAUGGAGUGCCUGGCUGCUACCCGCAUACCUAUGGCAUCUGCAGGGUUCAUAAUGACCCUCACUACAACACAUUCGAUAAAGCUACCCAUCACUUCAUGGGCACUUGCACCUAUACAUUAGCCAAGCUCUGCACUAAUUCAUCCUCGCUCCCAUACUUCAACGUCGAAGCCAAGAAUGAAAAUCGGGGCCAUCCUUCCAUUUCCUAUGUGCAGCAAGUUCACAUAGAUGUUUACAAUCACAGAAUAUCCAUAGUGAGAGGGAACAUUAGUAGAGUCUUGGUCGGUGGUGUUUGGAGGACUCUUCCUGUCACGCUACUUGCAGGGGCGAUAACUGUGGGCAGGAGUGGGAGAUAUGUAGUUUUGGGGACCGAUUUCAAGCUCACAGUUUCUUAUGAUACUGAUCACACUGUAGAAGUGAAAGUGCCCAGCUCUUAUUUCAAUGGGACUUGUGGCAUGUGUGGCAAUUACAACAGUCUAAGAGGAGACGAGUACAUGAAACCUGAUGGGUCACAAGGAAAGGAUAGUAAUGAGCUUGGAAACAGUUGGCAGGUUGAAGAUGGUGAUUCCAGCUGUAUGCCCAAUCCUCCCCCAGACUUCUGUCUGCCAGAAGCAGAGGAACUCUAUGGAAGUGACAGUUUCUGUGGUCUGAUCACUAAAAAGGAUGGACCUUUUGCCAACUGUCUCUCUGUUGUUAAUCCGGAGAGCUUCUUUGAGAGCUGUGUUUUUGAUAUGUGUGCAUUAUCUGGAGCCCAUCAUUUGCUGUGUGAUGCUUUACAAGCAUAUGCAGAUGCCUGCCAGAGUGCUGGGGUGAACAUUCCACCAUGGAGAAAUACCACCUUCUGUCAAAUUCCAUGCCCAGCGAACAGCCAUUACAACGUCUGCUCAAGCGCCUGUCCUGCAACCUGCACAGAUCAGGGUGCGCCAGAGAACUGCAGCAGACCCUGCGUGGAGGGAUGCGAGUGCAACAGAGGGUUUGUACUCAGUGGAGGGAAAUGUGUUUCUCUUGACGCCUGUGGCUGCUGGCAUAAUGGCCAGUACUACGAGAAAGAUGAAGUUCUCAUGGAAGAAAACUGUGAAAGAAGGUGUCAAUGCCUGGGAAAUGCAUGGGUUUGCACUCCAAUGUCCUGUGGUCCUCAAGAAAUCUGCAAAGUUCAAAAUGGGCAUUUGGGAUGUUAUCCAGAAAGCACUGCUACUUGCCACAUCUACGGCGACCCACACUAUAAAACCUUUGAUGGGAAACUUUACCAUUUCCAAGGCGCUUGUAACUAUACAGUGACGGAGACCUGUGGAAAUACAUCCGUCAGCUUCACAGUUACGACUCGAAACGAGCACAGGGGUAAUCCAACGUGGACGGCCAUCAACUCUGUUGCUCUUCAACUUGAAGAUGUGCAUAUAGCCGUGAGAAAGAACAAUCUGGUUUAUGUGGAUGAGGUCCUGAAGACCACUCUUCCUUGGAGUCCCAGACCAGGGAUAAGUGUGUCUCAGAGUGGCUCUUAUGUGGUGAUUGACACCCACUUUGGCCUGCAGCUGAAGUUCAAUGGAGACCAUGAGCUUCUAGUCCACGUGAGGGAGAGGUACCAAGGGAAGCUGUGUGGACUGUGUGGCACUUACAGCAACAGCCAGAAAGAUGACUUUAUGAGACCAGAUAAAGUUGUGGUUCAGGAUUUCAAUGAGUUUGGGCACAGCUGGAGGGUGUCUGAUGACAAGUGGCCAUGUGCUUCUGAUCCGCCUCCACCUCCACCACUGUGCCCCCCAGUCUUGGAACAAGAGGCUGAGCAGCACUGUGGGAUCCUCCUGGCUAAAGACGGACCAUUUCAAACUUGCCAUUCGUACAUCCCACCGGUGCAGUAUUUUGAGAGUUGUGUCUAUGACCAGUGUGCUACAACUGGAAGCUCUGAACAGCUCUGCAAUGCACUGGAAUCAUAUGCUGCAGCCUGUGAAAAUGCAGGAGUGAACCUU